Messenger RNA from Raphanus sativus (radish), 2502 nucleotides. RefSeq names its product kinesin-like protein KIN-14T. The coding region runs from base 1 to 2502 and encodes 833 amino acids. Lineage: Eukaryota; Viridiplantae; Streptophyta; Magnoliopsida; Brassicales; Brassicaceae. The record is from RefSeq and is a predicted model, not a curated record. Gene Ontology annotation, biological process: microtubule-based movement. The transcript has 11 exons. Gene Ontology annotation, molecular function: microtubule motor activity; ATP binding; microtubule binding.
AUGGAGAGGACAACGUCGAGCCCGGUUCAGAAUUUGCCGGAGACGAUUCAUUCAUUGCUCGGUUUAAAAUCUCAUAUGACUUCAUAUUGGGUUAAAUCUGUUUGCAACAUCUCCAAGAACGUCUCUUCUUUUUCUGAGAUAUCUUCAACGUCAAAGGAAGAAGACAACUCUGCUUUCAUCGAAGAACAGAGCAUUAGAGAUCAACUCUCUGCACUAACAGUUCAAGUAAAUGAUCAGAACAAACGAAGAAGACAGAUUCUUAACGAGUUUUUGGACCUUAAAGGUAACAUUCGUGUGUUUUGUCGAGUCAAACCCUUAGACUCCAAAAAGUCAAGAGCCCCUGUUUCUUCGGACGCAAGAAACAUUAUCAUAAAGUUAACAGAAAGCAAGAGGAAAACCUACAACUUCGACAGAGUUUUCCAACCUGAUUCAUCGCAAGAUGAUGUUUUCUUAGAGAUUGAACCGGUAAUCAAAUCGGUUAUCGAUGGCUACAACGCUUGCAUUUUUGCCUAUGGACAAACUGGUACUGGAAAAACAUUUACAAUGGAGGGUCUUCCAGAAUCACCAGGUAUCGUUCCUCGAGCAAUCAAGGGAUUGUUCAAACAAGUGGAGCAAAGCAAUCACAAGUUUGUAAUCAAGUUUAGCAUGCUUGAGAUUUACAUGGGGAAUCUCAGAGACUUGCUUGUUUCUCAAGGAACUAAACCCAUUGGUCCAAUACCUCCAAGUCUGCUGAUACACACAGACCCAAAGGGAGAUAUAGACAUCGAGAACUUGGUGACUCUUAAAGUGAAUGACUUUGAUGAAGUCUUCAAGUUAUACAAAAUAGGUUGCAGAAGCAGAGCAACUGCCUUCACUAACUCUAACUCUGCAUCCAGCAGAUCACACUGUAUGAUCCGUGUAUCGAUUACUUGUGCUGGAGCUGCUGAGAGACGGCGUGGAAGAAACAAGAUUUGGCUAGUGGAUCUUGGAGGAAGUGAGCGCGUGUUGAAAACUAAAGCCACUGGUCGUCGCUUUGAUGAAGGCAAAGCCAUUAAUCUCUCUUUAUCUGCUCUUGGAGAUGUCAUCAACUCUCUUCAACGCAAGAAUGCUCACAUUCCUUACAGGAACAGCAAACUCACACAAGUUCUGAAAGACUCUCUUGGGCAAGACUCUAAGACAUUGAUGCUUGUCCAUAUCAGCCGGAAAGAAGAUGAUCUGUGUGAAACCAUAUGCUCUCUGAACUUCGCAACGAGGGCAAAAAACAUCCAUUUAGGUCAAGACGAAUCAAAGGAGGAACAAGAGAAAAAGGAGAUUGUGAUGAUGAAUCUGCAGAAGAUGAUGGAAACGAUCGAGAAAGAUCGUGAGACAACGAUAAAAGACAUCAGACAUCUAAACGAGACAUUAGAGAAACUCUCUGGUAAGCCUCAUGUUACUGAAGAAGCAGAAGAAGUGGAUGAGAUCAUCAGAGAAGAGAUUCAGGUUACUCCAAAGUUAAAGAGAAACAAAUCAAGACGUGCUUCAGAUGUUUAUUCUAGCUUCAUGAGACCAACAGCUAGCAGCAACCGAAGGUUAUCAUCAGGGGCAGAUUUUAGCGCAAUCUCCAAUGGUCCAGGUUUGAAGUCUAGAAGGAACUCGAUGACACAUGUCAGAUCUGAAUCUGUGUGUCUUCCAAUGAUGAAGAACGGAUAUGAUUCUUUGUGUGACUCAUCAGAGAGGAGCGUUUCGAAGUCAAAUUGCGCUAUGCGCAAGAAUAGAGAAGACGAUGCAGCAACGGUUUAUAGUCAGGACAUAUCUGAAUGUGACAUUAAGUUGGUCGUGUCUGAGCACAAAAAACAAGUACAACAGACGGGGCCUGGAUCUGAGAUUGGUGUCUUUGAGAAAACCGUUAGCCAGAAAGAGGGAGAAACAGAGUUUUCAAGGAUUAACAGUUGGCUACAUUCACAAUCCGAAAACGGAAGUUACUUGCUUGACAAGAAACAGAGACUAAACAGAAACAUAUCGUUGGAAAGGUCAUCUAAUGGCAAUGAAACAUUGGAGGACAUAGAAGAGUCCAAAACAGAGGAGACAGUGAUUAAACAUCCACUGUUGCUUAAUGAUCUGUUUGAGCUGGAGUGUCUCUGUUCAGCCGAAACAGAGGACCAGGUUCUGUGCAAAUACCCAAACCCUAACGAAGAAGACAAUACGUCUCUUCAUCUUCCAAGUUUCCGAUACGAUGGACUUUGUGAACACAUAGACGAUGCAUGGUUUGGAGUGGAUGGAAGCGCGGCUCGGAAGCAAGAUUCACCUGUCUCGGGCUUGCUACUAGAACUCAACAAGACCUUACCAUAUUGUCAGAGAGAAUUAGCGUUCGAGGAGGAUGUAGCUCCACCAUUUCUUAGGCCACAAGGAAUCUUGGUCGAGAGAGGAAGAUGCGCUCAUGCGCUUAUGCAGAAACUUGAGGGAUUAUGCUUCCGUACACUUGUGGGAUUAGGGCUUAUUGAUGUGAGCUAUGGUAGUGACUUCUUCAACGGGUUAAUGCAGUAA